Messenger RNA from Cadophora gregata, 234 nucleotides. RefSeq lists its product as uncharacterized. The record is from RefSeq and is a predicted model, not a curated record. Bases 1 to 234 code for a protein of 77 amino acids. The transcript has 3 exons. Lineage: Eukaryota; Fungi; Ascomycota; Leotiomycetes; Helotiales; Ploettnerulaceae.
AUGGGAAACGGAGCAAAGGCAGCCUCGAAGCGCGACCGCAAGGACGACAAGACUAAGGUCGCAAAGUCACAACUCAAAGUCAAUGAGAAGGCCAUGGAUAUCCAAUGUGUCAUCUGCAAGUCCACCUUCUUGAAGACAACUCGUGCGCCAGCACUUACGGAGCAUGCAACCAAUAAGCACAGCAAGGCUCUUGCGGACUGCUUCCCAAAUUUCGUUGCCGCCCCUGCCAAAUAA